Molecule: messenger RNA, 1839 nt
Organism: Meloidogyne enterolobii
Lineage: Eukaryota; Metazoa; Nematoda; Chromadorea; Rhabditida; Meloidogynidae
Source: the annotation of a GenBank genome assembly
AUGAAAGAAAUGACUGACGAACAGCUUAGUCUUCUUAAGCAAUUUGUUCUAAUGUGUAAGGCUAAUCCUGGACUUUUACAUCAGCCGCAAUAUGCCUUUUAUCGUGAAUAUUUGGAAAGUUUGGGAGCUAAAAUUCCAUCGGGAACUGAAUCUGGAGGUUCAAAAUCGGAAUCUUUUAAGAGACAACCUGAGGAGACUUUUGAAGAAACUCAAGAGGAGGAGAAGGAAUCUGAUUUGCCACUUCCUGAAUUAGACAAUUCUGGUGUUAUUGAAGACAAGACUUGUGGGGAAGAAUAUGCGAUGGGUGACCCAGAGAAGGAAGUUAGUGAUGAAGAUAUGGAAAAGGCACAGGAACAUCGUCAGGCAGCGCAGAUGGCUUUUGCUGAUGGUGACUAUGAGAAAUCUGUUGAGGAAUAUACCAAAGCAAUUGAAUUCAAUCCUGGUCUGGCCAUCUUACAUGCUAAAAGGGCAAGUACUUUACUUAAAAUGGCAAAGCUUUCUGCGGCUAUAAAAGAUUGUGACAAGGCUAUUGCUAUUAAUCCUGACUCGGCUGCUGCUUAUAAAUUCCAGGCACAUCUUGAUUUGGCUCUCUCUUGCAAAUUGGAUUACGACGACCAGGCGAAUGAAUGGUUGAAAGAAGUAGAGCCAAAUGCAAAGAAGCUUCAUGAUUAUCAACGUGCUAAAGAACGCCUCGCUGAUGAGAAAGAGACUCGUGCUCGUCAAGAACGCGUUCGUCGAGCUCAAGAGGAGAAUAAGCGAGCGGCCGAAGAGAAGCAGAAAUAUGGGGAGGAUAGUGAUGAUUUUGAUGGGGACGUUCCUCCAGGACUUUUUGAAUCAUUCAAGAACAAUCCUGAAUUAGCCAAAAUUAUGGAAGAAAUUAAGAAGGAUCCGUCAAAAAUUGGCCAGUAUUUGAAUGAUCCAAAUGUUCUUAAUUUAAUUGGAAUGAUGGGUGGCAAAGGUGGUGGCGGGUUUAACCCGAGUUCUUUUAAUAUGCCUACUGGCGACACUGAUGACUCGACCCCAUUUAAACAAGAACCUCCAAAAAAGGCGCCAGAGCCUGAUCUUGAUUAAAGAAUUAAAGAGAAGAUAAUUAUAAAACUUUGAGAAGAGGCCAAUUUGUUGGAAUUAAAACAAAAAUAUAAUUGACUCUAAAUAUAUUUUGAUUAUUUAAUUUAUAUCGUGACUUUUAUCUUAUUUUGAGUAAAUUGGCCUUAUAGGCAAAUAAUGUUUGGAUCGUGAACAUAAUUUUAUUAGACAAAUUUUUUAGAAUUCGAUUUAAAGAGAAUUUUUAAAAUCCUUUUUCUUGACUUGAAUUGAUGAAUGGUUAUGUUAAUCUGGAUCUAAAUGUCUAGUCAUGCAUUUUUUAGAUAAUUAUUCGAAGUCAAGAUAAAGGAUAGGUUGCAAAAAAUGUAGGUAUUCUCUUAUUAAUCCCGAAAAUGAGUCAUGCAUUUUUUAGAUAAUUAUCAUUCCCAACCUCUCCGGAAAAUCUGGCUCCAUGCUCAAAUUUUAACUGACCCGAUACUCGGACUUUUUCUCGAUCCGAAAAAUUUUUGAAACCCCGACCUGACAUUCUCAACUCGUGACAUCCCUGGUUGGUUAAAGUCGAAAAAAAAAAGAGAGAAAAAGUCUUUUCCUUGCAAAGUUUAAAAAUGUUCUUAAUUUUGGCGUAAUGCAAAAAAGGAUUUUUGAUGAAAUUUUGUCCUACAGAUUAAUUUUUUGUUUUUGUCUUAUUUUUCUUGUUUUCUUGUUUGUUUCUUCUAGUGAACGACAUAUCGACUUUUUCUUAAGGAAAAAAAGUCGUUUUAAAAAAAUCUACAAUUAUUCGCGAACGACUUUUUU